AUGCUCUUAGCAGCGUUUAGAAUUAUUAAUUUUAUGUCAAUCAUUACAGUAGUUUUUAAUAAACAUAAUAUAGAAUUUAGUGAAGAUAGAUCUACGGAAAUAGAUUACUCAGAACUAGCAACACUAGCAGAGAGUAAUAAGAAAGAUGUACUCGGGUUCCUUAAUGAUGAAAAGGUACGCAAGAGAUACAGAGAAUUAUAUGACACGUUACUGGAUAACCUGAUCGGCACAAGACGAAGAGGUAACCCCUACAAUUCACUAGAAACACUAUACAAUUUUAAGUCAGUUAACAAUCAGAGCGAAUACGCAACAUCGACUAGACGUAUAGUGCAUGGACGCAACACGUCUAUAGCUGCAGUACCUUGGCAGGUCUCGCUAAGAGAAAAGACCUAUCCGAUUUGCGGGGGAUCCAUUAUCACGGAUAUCUGGCUGAUAACUGCUGCUCACUGCUUGAUUAAAGCACGUGCAAACGAAUUGAGCGUGCGCCUUGGUUCGUCCUGGAAAACACGUGGCGGCGAAAUGUACGACGUUAAAGAGUGCCAUGUUCACCCACGUUACAACAGCAAAACGAAGAUUUGCGAUGUCGGUCUAGUGCAGUUAUACUCUCCACUGCGCUUCUCUGCCAAAAUUCUUCCCAUUCGGUUGGUAGCAAAGGAAUCCAGACUUCCCGCUGACCAGCCAGCUGUUGUGUCUGGAUGGGGAAAGCUAAGGGAAGGGGGGCCUAGUGCUACGUAUCUUCAGUCUUCCACUGUAAAAACCAUUGCUAUGAAGCUCUGCCGAAGAUCGGGGCUUGACAGAAGGGCUAUUGAUCCCGCUUCCAUGUUUUGCGCUGGAUCUUUCAGUCAACCUGCACCUGAUGCUUGUCAGGGUGAUAGCGGAGGUCCAUUAGUACAAGAUGGCGUACUUAUAGGCGUGGUAUCUUGGGGACUGGGCUGCGCACGUGGAAACUUCCCUGGAGUCUACACGAGACUAUCGAGUCCUAUAAUUUGGGAUUGGAUUCAGAAUCUAAUUAUAAAGAAUUCGAAUAAAAAUGCGUGA
Messenger RNA from Parnassius apollo (apollo), 1038 nucleotides. The record is from the annotation of a GenBank genome assembly. NCBI's taxonomy places the organism in Eukaryota, Metazoa, Arthropoda, Insecta, Lepidoptera, Papilionidae.